AUUUACAUGCACACGUACCUAACCGAUUGCCAUAUUGCCAUAGACAACACAAUUAAUUUGACUUGUGGUUGGUCAAGGAAAUGAUCGUAACUCACAACCGUUAGGAGAGGUAUUCUGUCAGCGGGUUGUAAGCUUUAAUUAUGGCAUUCUUUAAAAACAUCAAAAGUAAAGUUCGUGGUAAAGGUAAGCUAUCAGUUGUACCAUUGAAUUUGUAUCCUAUUUCUUUAAUAUAAGGUUUUAAAAUCGGUCAUGCAAAAACUUCUAUUUUUACAACUGUACACUGGACUAGAUUUAUACGGCUGCCUUACCUGUGCAUUUCCAAAUUAAAGAAAAUCGAGUGAUGUACCUAAUCCAGUACUGCGGUAAAACUGGAUUGAGUCUACUCGGUUUUUAAUAUUUCAGAGAAUUGUUAAACAACCGUUUUUGUGUGUGUUUGUUUAUAUUUCCUGUUGGGGUUGCGCAGUUGAAUUUUAAUUUCAUGUCCUCUGUAGCAGUUGCCGUUAUCGCUGGCCACUGUUUACUCUAUCGUUUUCUCUCUAAUUCUGAUAUUUACUCAAGAAAAUUCUUAAUAUUACGGACAGGACCCCAUAUCAUUAUCGAUGUCGACAAGCAGAUUAUAUUCUUCGUGUUUUGCGAGUUCCUCGUCAUGCAUGUUUAUGUGUUAUUAUCUCAAAGCCGAAACAAACAAAAAUCAUGCAUGAGAAAAAUACAUUUUGAAUGAGGAUAAUAACCGCAGUUAACGAAAAAGCAACUGUAUCAAUAACUUUAAUUGCCUUAUUUUGUCAAAUAUUUUAAGUUUCGCCAGGGUACUCUUCAAAAACCUCUUUAUAAAUGUUGAUCAAGAGAUAAAGGGCAUUCAUUACCUCAACAGUGUUUUCGCCUGACCUCUUCAGUGCAAAUAGAACAGAUUCCAAUGCAAAUUUUGAGUGCUUAGGAAGACUUCAAUGACCUUGACUGUGUGUGAGCCCCCCGGGGGGGCUACUCAACAAAGUUUUAUACGGAGAGGCUCCGCCCCGAGGUCCAACCCGUUCGGAACCCUUUUUUAUUCCCUUUUUGACACUCCCAGCUAAGGUGCCACUUUCUAUGAUCAGUACCUUCUAUAGACAAAUGGAACCUCUUUCUUAAACCUGGUUUAGAACUUUGCCUCCCUUUUAACUGCCAUAGAUACUCUGUUGUUAAAUUUGAACAAAUUACAAAACCAGAUCCCUUUUUCUAAUUUUUUCAAAGCCAUAAAAUUCAUCAGUUAGCCCUUUCACGCCUAGCUUUUACCGACCCGGAAAUGACAGAUUUCCCUACCCUUUCAUAUACUUCAACAAGUGAAAUCCCUACCCUUUCAGAAGCCUGAAAGGAUUACCCUUUCGGGCGGAGCCUCCCCGUAUAGGACAUUAUAGGGUGUAUAACCCCCCGGUGUUUAUGUGCUUCGGUGAGUCACAAAGUGAAACCGCCUAACAUAAGUUACCGACGCUUUAACAAUAUCAAGUCUUCAGGAGGCCCUGGUCAGAUGGCUACACGUAGGGAUAAGAAUGUUUGAAUAAUACAAUCAACUCCACUUAUGAUAUUAUUCCGGUUACCGUCGGAGCUCGGAGAUAGCUAAUGCAUAGAGUCAUUAAAAACGAGAUCCCAUUAAUAGUUAAGGCAGAGUAUGAGAAAAAUUUCCUCAGAAAAGUUUGCAAAUUCGUGCAAAUCCAUAAAUCUCAGCAACAACGUUUACUCAUACAGUGAAACUUCAAUAAAACAAAGGCCAAGGCACUGGCAAAAAAAUUGUUCGCUAUAACGAGGUUUCGUUUAACCUGGGUGCCAAAGGCUUUUCAUGUGCGGUUUCCGGUCUAGGUCAAGUCUUAAAACGUGUGUCUGCGCCGGACGAAACGAAGUUCCCCGUAGCACGCGAGAAAAAAACCUCUGGUACCCAGGGUAGGUUUCGUUAUAUCGAGCUUCUUUUCCAUAUAAUUUACUACAACUGGAUUUGUUACACGAAAGGAUAUUUUCUCUUGUUUGUUGAUAUCUUCAAAGUGACGACCGUGUAUCAUAUAAUUUUUUUGCGUUGAAAUGGUCGUUAUACUUUCAAGUUGAGCGGGCCUCAAGAUGACCGUGUACAAUAAAAAAAGGGAGAGGAAAUGCUCAGUAAAGUGCCUUCAGAAUUUACUCUCUUGUUAACUCUGAAAUAGGUUGUUUUUUGAACAAUAAAUUUUAUAUUUUUCUAGGUUCUGCAAAAGAGAGGAUAGAGUACAUGGUCACUGUUGUCACAGGAGACAGAAAGGGAGCUGGUACCGAUGCAACAGUAUCUCUCGCUAUUAAAGGUACCCGGCCGUGAGGCUAAUUAUAACUGGACCAAUUAAAUUCUGUUACUCAAAUGACUCGGAACCUCAGGUCGAGGUCUCAGUUGUUGGAAAGGUGGAUAACGCUGUCUACUGGAUGAAUCUAUCCAAUGGACAACACAACUGGUUUCCCUCGAAUAUUUAUGCACUGCAGGAUAAUGAUUUACCAGGAGUGCUACCUAUCUUUUGAGAAACCGGGACCAGUAAGAUAGCAAUAGCCUACAAUAACCUCGAGCCAAACAAGUGACGAGUAAUUAUGGAAGAGAACUCAUCAAGUGAUUAACACGAAGGAAGACCUUGGUGUCUAAAAUUAACCGCCUAUUACUUCGAUGACCUCUAGCACCGCCGCAAAAGUUUACCGAGUUAUAACUUACCUCCCUAGUGCUGCUAUACACCAGACGCUACAAUUCGCCACUACAUAAUGACUAUAAUGGGUAUGUAAAACUUUCGCAACUUUCGCCGGGCAAAGGUCUGGUGGGGAAUCCCUUGAGAUGCAAGCGACCAAAAAGAUCCGUGACACAGCUGAGCCAUAAACGUGUCAAUUAGCUGACUGGAACUGCGCAUGCCUCCCUGAGGCUAUUGUAUCAUCAACUUCUGAUCAUUAGAGUCCUUUAAAUGUAAUUUGAUCAUCAGCUUUUCUUAAGUUUGUUUUAGUUACAUAGUUAUUUUUAUUUAAAUUCAUAUCACUAGUUUAUAUUAUUUUACUGUUGGUGAGAUGUCAUCAUGAGCGAUUUUACCGAUGUGAUUUAGGUAGAUGUAGAUGUAGAUAUAAACUUGUACCCGUCCCCCGUUCUCGAGUGUAAUUCAUGGAACAGUGAAUUCAUUUGUCGAUCGGUGACCAUACUUUUCGUUUAUUAUCAACAAGGUACCAACGGAGAAACUGAUCCGAAGAAACUUGACAAGUGGUUUCAUAAUGACUUUGAAGCCGGGCAAAAAGAUGAGUACCGUGUGAAAACCAAAGAUAUCGGCGAGCCUUUAUUGGUGACGUUGAAGCAAGAUGGGAGUGGUCUCUACAGUGAUUGGUUCGUGAACCGAGUGACCAUCAAAGUCAAAGGGGAUGAUGCCAUUUAUGAUUUUCCAUGCAACCGCUGGGUCCAGAGUGAGAUUAUCAUCUUCGAGGGAACAGGUAACGUUGUGAACAUAUUUAAAGAUCACUUUGAGACUUUCAUGUCAUUUUAAUAUGUAGAAAGUGACGGGAAACGCACGCCAGUAUACAUACUCCUAAGACUGUCCUGGAAUUAUGCUGGCUUGAGCAGUGCAAUACGAAUGCGCAGUUUUGAGCCUAAGAUGAUAUUUUAACAAAAGGGGACACUAAACCCAGGUGGCCAAACCACUGUCCGCGUUGUUGGUAGUCACGCUAGAGAAUUAAACAUUUAAGUACAGGCUUAAAAGGUAUUAUUUUUUAAGUUUCUGCCUGUAUUUCCCGCAACUUAAACUUCACUUCCAUCACUGCCAGCAUAGCACAACCCAGUUUUCUUGUAUGCUUGUGAUCCUUCUGUUUUUAUUCAGCUAAACUGCCUACAGAUGAACAGCAUGACACCGUGAAGGCUCGUAGAGAAGAGGAGCUUAAGCACAGGCGUUCGCUGUACGAAUGGGGGAGGGAUGAAGCGUACUCCGAUCUGCCCGGCUUCGUAAAAGCCGCAAGUGUCAAGGAUCUUCCAAAAGACGUACAGUUCACUGAGGAAGCUGCCUAUGACUUGCACCGUGCUAGGAGAAAAGCUUUGAUGAACCUUGGUCUUGUUAGUCUCCUAAACAUCUUUAACCAGUGGGACGAUUUUGACGACUAUCGUAAGGUAUUUGACUCGGUCAUGAUAUGAGGGGUAUAAAGUUGAUUAGUAAAAUAUUAAUCCAGCUAGUGGUCUAUUAUCAAUGUUGCGUUCUGAUUGGUUGAGCUACUACUAGGCUAUAUGUUACAGCCCACUAGUAGCGAAAAGCGCCGGCUUUUUAAAGUUUUAAGAAGCUAAAACUUUUUUAUUCUUGAUAUUUUUUACCAACUACAUUGGAUUUUACUAAAACAAUUAUUCGUCUCACCUUCAUGGCCUCUGAGUUAAUAGCCCAUUCGGCCGACUCAGAGCCCAUUCGGGCUCGAGGAAUAAUUGUUAAUUAGCCUGGGACCAGGCUCCGCAGUGGCCGAAGAAGGCAAAAAACAGGGUGAAACAGCAAAAAAUAUCGGCGAGCGAAGCAAGCCCAGGGGUGGACUGUGGAGGGGAAAGCGCGGCGGAGCCUGGAGACAUGCCUUUGAUGUAGCUGUCCCAUAAUACCAGAUUCUGGUAUCAUACUAUGAUUGGUCAAAUGUCUUAAUGUUGACAGUUUCGCGGUGUUGCUGACAGUUGAAAUAUCACGCUCUUUCAAGUUGGGAAAACAUUUUUCUUUUCUUAACCACGAAUUUCGGGCAAGCAAUACAAAAUUCUGUGCGAGACUUAUCGCAUAUCAGUCGCUCGGCUCAAAGAAGAGCUACAAAUAUGCCUGUGGUCUGUUGCAAAAUGAAAAAAAGCAUUCAAAAUAUCGAUCUUUUUAUACUCUCCUGUGAUAAACUACGGUCACAUUUCCGAAGCGAUUGACGGAGUUAUAAACCGACAUUCAAAUGGCACAGCAUUAUCUGCCAUCUCCCAAGACUACCGGCUUCGCUCGCAGAUUUUUUUUUCUUUUUCCACCAAUUCGGAGCCUGGUUUCAGGCUAAAAGUUGACAACUUGCUGCAUUCGUAGUGCAUUUUAGGCAAGGAUGCUCUUGUUUUGCUUCUGCAAUAAAACAUUGUAAGUGGAAGAGUAAUAAUUAUCCUUUGAGUUAUGCUAUGCACGAUUCCGUUGGCCAAGUUUUAUUAUCAUGAAAUGAUUUUGCGCAUUUCAUCAUCUCGCAUAUUACUGCAACAUAAAACUGCAACAUAAAAAUUACGCGCCACAAUUUCAACUCGCAAGAAAAUCUGAUUGACGGGCGAAAGGUUGUAAGAAGCAUUGACUGAAUAACUUGACUUAAUAAAAAAUGUUGCUUUAAAACCCAGGCCUUACUGUAUUUCUCUAUAAUUAUAUACGUUAAAUCGGUUAAUUCUAAUCAAUAAAUUUUGCAGGCAUUUACCAGUUUCAUCGGAGAUGUGCCUAAAGCAGCAGAGCAUUGGCAGGAUGAUAGCUUCGUUGGUUCCCAAUUCCUGAACGGAUGUAACCCAGACUCCAUCAAAAGAUGCACCAAACUGCCAUCAAACUUUCCUGUCAAACAGGAGUUGGUCGGUAAUCUGUUGGACAAAGGAGACACGUUAAAGAAAGCACUGAAGGUAAAAACUAUUAUCUACAUCAAGUCCUAGCUAAAAAGGUUUCUUACUUAGGGCAAAAUUGUAACUUAGGGGAGGGUUAGGUGGACUGUUAACCAGAAACCUCAAUGGCCCUAGAUUAUGCAUUUUUACGUCAGACAGCAAAUUUCACCACCAAGCCUCGUUUUGAAAUAGUAAAGUUGCGAAAUUUUGCAUAAAUUAAUUGCCAAGGCAGUAGAGUUGAAAAGAAUAACUAAGCGCAACAAGUGCAAAUGCGAAGAAUUUUUCUUUCAGACGAAGCGUGGUGGUGAAAUUUGCUCGUAUGAUGCAACCAUGCAUAAGGGCCAUUGAACCCGAAAAAGGCCUCAAAAGGUUGCCAUGAUGACGCGAAGCUCAGUAAAACUCAAGAAACUUGGGCUGGUAAAUGAUGAGUGGUUACUGCCAGAAACUCCUGUUACAUUCCCUGUAGUUCUUUGUACCCCACCAGGAACCCAUAACCCCACAGAUUCUUUAUACUACACCGAGCUAGCGCAGCAGUGAGCUUAACUUGCUGUAGAAACGGGCGGUCUACCGUUUUUUUUUCUUUAUCCAUACUAGAUAACACCAGAUGAUGGCUUCCUAGUAAAGACUUAUCAAUGGCCAUUUUUUGAUGUUAUGUUUUUGUUUUUUUCGUUUUGUUUGUUUUGUUUUCUUUUUUUCUCAGUCCUGAUGACUACUUACGGUCAAAAGUUGGGAAAACUUGAUUGCUUUUCAUGGUUGCAGACAGUCGGACACCCAGGGGCAGUCAGUCGGGUCGGGAGAAAAGGCGCGACUGACGAAAGCUUGAAAACUUUCGUCGCGCCUUUUCUCCCGACGCGCGCGGCUGACUGCUCCUAGGUCUCCGAGGAUGGGUUGCAGAGGAACUGACAAUGUUUUGCGCAAAAGCCGCUCUUUGUACACCAAAAUCUUACCUUUGAGAGAAAUUCAAAGUUUGUUUGUUAUUAUUAUAGUUUAAGUCUUUUACGUUCAUGUUUUCGAACGAAGUCAGCGAAAUGAACUAACUUCCUCCGUACCUACGCACCCUCCGUACUAACCCUUAGCCCAUCUGGGAAGACAAAAAGGCUUACAGUAAUUUCAAAGUAAUGCUGAUGGAACGAUUUUCGUAUGACCUUGAAGAGAACCAUAUAUGCUUCUGCCUUGAAAAGUGGUUUCGGUAAGUGUUCGUUAUUUGCUUUAUCAGCCAAUGAAUGAAAAGAUCAAAACAUGUUUUCCCACCAAAGAAAACUCUAAUAUGGAAAAGACAUUGUUCGAUUGGCCAAUCGUGUUGCAGUAUGACGUCAAAACGAAGUAUCGGUUGAUUUCUAGAAAGUUCUUGGGCGUUUUUCACCAAAAGCCAAGCGCGUUUGUAUCCGUCCGAUAAACUGAAAUGAAAUCGCUCUAUUCCCGUUCAUUUGUUUCUGUUUUUUUCUUGCGUUUUCAUUUCAAGGUCAUACGAAAAUCGCUCUACUUGCUAAAACGUAUUUGAAAUGUUGGUUUGACCAUUUACAGGAUGGCAGGAUGUACAUGGUGGAUUACAAAAUCUUAGAGGACAUUCCGCACUAUGGUCAGAACCGAGAGGAUCUGGAACGAAGGUACAUGUGCGCAAGCCUGGGUCUUUUCUAUGUUAAAGGAAGCGGAGACCUGGUGCCAAUAGCCAUCCAGUUCCAUCAGCAGCCAAGCGAUGAUAAUCCAAUAUGGACCCCGAACGACUCCAAGCUGGACUGGCUUUGUGCAAAGUUUUGGUUGAGAAACUCGGACACUCAGUUUCAUCAGGUAAAGAGUUUGAGAGGAGCCAAAAAACAGUAAAAACAAUCGUGAGCUGACAGUUUGGCUGAUGUAACUGUUUGAUAUUGCACUUAUCAAUGUAAACCCCAAGGGGGACGGGGAGAGUGCAGCCAAAGGGUGGGGAUUUUGAUUAAGAAGUGAGAAUUUUGGUCAUUUUCCCAAGGGUGGGGAAGGGUACAUUCGUCAAAUAUAGCUAAAUUUCCCAACCCAAGGGCAAAAUACUAGCUGACAGACGAGUCUGAUAAAUUUAUUUCACAUACCUUUUAAGGUGAAUGUCACAAACCUGACAACCUCGUUUCCCUACAUAUUGUCUCAUGUUGUCCAUAAAAAAGUAACCUUGCAAAGAAAUUUACCCUUCAAAUUUUUACUAGUUUAAUCGUAAAACCCUCGCUUUAAUCUUCAAAAAUGAUUGAAAAUAAAAACACAUUUUAUUGAUACAUUUGUUCAUUUAUCAAAGACUUUGCGCUUAUAUUGAAAUAUUUUAUUGAGUUAAGUAUAAUGAGAGCCACCUCCCCUGUGCCUCAGUGGUACACAUGUAAAGAGAAUUCGAAUGAAAUUAACAUAAAAAGACAACAACAAAAAACGACAUGCCUUUCUGACUAUUUGCAGUUGAUACCCACAAAAUUCUCACCCAGGGAAAGGAUUUCAUGUGAAAUCCCCGUCUAUUGCCCGCAAUCCCCACCCCCUCCUACUGCCCCCUCGCGGGAUUUACAUGGAUAGGUGCAAAACAAAAUGUCACAACCAAGCCGCAAUUUUGGGGGAAAUGUUGAGUUCACUGCUAGAGAAUAGUACGCCCCCGAUCUUUGAUUCCUUCUCCUCCCACGGUCGUCAGUUUAAGUUCAGAGAAUGGUGUGAGACGGAGCCUACGCUUUUUCGUUCUUAUCCGAGAAGACAAGAAUGUCCGACCAUUUAUAACAGAUUUGAACCAAAGGCAGAAAAAAUCUUCUCAGUUAUUUCAAGACCCUGGGGGGCUGGUUCCAAGGCAAGUACUGAACCCGGGGCUAGCCCUCUGAUGGGUGGAAGUGAAUACUUCACUUCACGUUUUGUAAAUAAAAGAUCCUUUGUAUCGCAAAUUUCAAAUACAAGCUUUCUUGUCCUUUUAGAUGAUCACCCAUCUUCUCCGUACUCAUCUUUUCAUGGAACCGAUUGCUGUCGCAAGCUACAGACAACUGCCCACAAUCCACCCCAUGUGGAAAUUGUUGUCUCCUCACAUCAGAGGAGUUCUAGCUAUCAACACUCUUGGGCGAGAUCGCCUGAUUGCUGAGGGAGGGGUGGCUGAUAACACUCUCACUGUCGGUGGUGGAGGUACGUAUGGCAUUACCAUUGACAAUUCUGGUUUACAUACAAAAAUAAAAUCAUUUUAAGUAGACAGUCAUUCAAGAUUUUCACUGGCAUAUGUUUCCCGUGGCUGUUAAUUGACUGUUUCCGGGUCUCGAGAACAAACUACGAUCAUGCAGGUACAAAAUAUAACCCUCUGUACCUCGAUGGGUUACACUAUGUUGACACUUUACCGGGUAGCUCUUGCACGGGCACAAAACUAUGCAGGAUAUAGAGGGCUUCUGUUCACACGAACGAACGAUGAUUUCUGUCACUUGGUGAAGCUGCGUCGCAUCGAAAGUAUAGCGUCACAUCAUCGCUAGAUUCUGUGCCAUGCUUUGGUGCAGUCUGAACUGAUAUUCGGACUGUAGCGGAAGUGAAUACGAAGGAGCAGCGGCUGGAAUCAACUGAGACGGAAGUAAAUAUUCAAUUAGAGUGACGACUGGGAUUUAGUUCACUAAACCCUCUUGGCCAUUCCACUCCGGCAUCAUGUUGGAUGUGUGCGAACGACAUGUUCCAGGUAUGGUCAGGUAUGUGCUGUUGUUGUUGUUCCGGAUAGGUUUUCGUCCCGCGUCAGAAGAAUUUAUCCGGUAUAGUGUAAACAUAGCCUCAGGGUGGUGAGUGGGGGCCAGAAGAAAGGACAUUCUUAGAAGACGUCAUAAUUACUUAUUGCAAAAUAAAUAACUCCAGAAGACUGGUGCGUGAUUUGUGGUCGUUAUGUUGCUGUAGAUUCAUAAUCUCGUACCCAGAUCUCCCACGGCCAAGGGAGUGUAAAACAGAGUGAGAUCUGGGUACGAGAUUAGUAGAUUCACAAUGGCGGAUCCAGACCUUCAGAUAACGCGGGGGGGGUCAUCCGUACCCUGAGAUAAAGGGGGGGACGGUCUCAAAAAAAUUCUUUCGGCCCCCUUCGGGUCUCAGUUUGGUCUAAAAGUAGUUUAGGGAAAACCAGAGAUGCAUCUUUCCGUUUUGCAUUAUUGCAGGUCACAUUCAGCUAAUGAAAUUAUACUACAAGUCGACUAGUUGGGCCACCUAUGAUCUUCCUCAAGCUUUAAAGAAAAGAGGCGUUGAUGAAGUAAACAAACUGCCCAACUUUCACUAUCGAGAAGAUGCUCUGAAACUAUGGACCGCCAUCGAGGAAUUCCUCAAGGAGAUUCUACCCAUUUACUAUCCCUCCGAUGAUGUCGUAAAGAAGGUAAGGGGAGCCUAGAUCGAAGUUUAUUCACCCUCCUAACUCUCAAUUGCUCUUUUGAAGUUUACACGUUUCUUCAUGAAGUAUAAUGCAUUGGGAAAGAAGAUGUUCAGAAGGACUGCUGAGAUCUAGACAGACAUUUAGGGCCCGAAACACAUUCUUGGGAUAAUUAACAAUUAAUGAAUGAGGCUGAGUAUCUUAUGAAGAAUUAUGGAGAUCGAGGAGGGUGUUAUCACCGGAUAACACCCUCCUCCGAGAUCUCCAUAAUUCUUCAUAUGAUACGAAAGCCGAAUUCAUUAAUUGUUUUAUUAUUCAUUCAAAAUAAUUCCUAGUUUAAAACCAUGGCAAAACAUGCUUACCUCCAUCGAUCCAUUGAUGUUAAGUUCAUCUUCGAUAGUGCACGUUUAGGGUUGUUCAGCUCCGCAAAUAUUCUCCAAAUAGCAGAUGUCGCCUUUCGAGUUGUCUUCUUGCUGUUCUUGCCAUGUUUUUAGCUAUUAUUUCGCCUAGUUCUUACUCUUGAAACGAGUGAAAUGUCCGCCAUUUUUAUUUCACAACCAAAAACAACUCAACCUCGUCCCCAGGUCUUCUCGGUUUACGGUGCAUUAACCUGCAAGAAAGCUGCACUUUUGACGUCAUCGGUUCAUCAAACGUAAAAUUCUUCCAAAUUUGGACAUCAUGCGUAUGCUUUUAGCCAAUCAGAAUCGGGGAAAUAUUUUGCAUGAAUAAUAAAAGUAGUUAAUAAUAACAGAUGAUGUAUACAAGCUAAGAAAAUUAAUGCUUUUAAUCAGUCUCUGAAAACUGCGUGGUUCCUCUUUAUGUUCUCCUUAGUUUUUACAGAUCUUCAGGUUAAGUCAAGGACACCAAAGCAGUCUAUCCCCUUUUUUCAAUUUCUUUCACGCUUAGAUAUAACUCAACAGGGUACAUGUUUAAUUUUAUCUUUUAUACCAGGACUAUGAGCUGCAGAACUGGAUCAAAGAUCUCUAUGACAACGGAUACCCUGUUACUGCUGGACACGUUGACCAUGGCGUCCCAGCUUCCUUCAAGAACCUCAAGCAGCUGCGCGAAUUUCUCACAGCCAUUAUAUUUACUUGUGCAUGUCAGCACGCUGCGGUUAAUUUUUCACAGUUGGAUGUGUACGGCUUCCCGCCAAAUUCUCCCGCGCUUAUGCGCCAGCCACCACCCACAAAGAAGGGCGAGGUCACAAUGGAGAACCUAAUGAAAUGCCUUGCUACCAAGCAUCAAGCGUCGAUCACCAUCGCUACAGUGUACGAUUUGACUCGCAUUUAUCCGGACGAGGUGCGCUUUACUCAGAACUGUACAAAUAUGUAGUUAAUAAGGUGCAAAUCCUCAAGUGUAAUAUCAGGGAGAAGCGGCACCUCAUGUGCUACUGGUAGAAGUUGCUAAUUUUAUUUGCUUACUCGAGGAAAUGGGAUUCCGGAUCCCUUCACCUGUAUUCUGGAUUCCAAACCCCAAGAUUUCGGACUCCAAAUAAGUAAAAUUUUCCCAGAUUUCGCAUUUCGUGAGCAGAAAUUUCCCGGAUUUCGGAAUUUGGAUUCCCUUGCAUGGGACAACUCUCGAAUGAAGAAAAGAAAAAACAAGCAAACAAAUUACAAUACUUAAGUAGGUUGAGCUUUAAUGACUACCGCACCGGUUGUCGAAACGUCCGUCACACUGUCAACAACAGUCAUAUUCAGAACUACGCUCAUCCGGACGAUUAUGCUCCGCAACCUCACCUACUCAUUAAAUUACUCCUGGGCUCAUAUCUUUAACAAAUUACAAAACAAUGCAGGAAAAAAAAUUGAAGAUAACUAAGACAAAAGUCAGGCCUUUGCACCCUUUUUGUGACUUAAUCUUGUCCUUCUCCACAGAGAUUUAUUGGCGACUAUCGUGAGGAGCUAUUCACGGAUGCGGCGGCGAAGACUGCUAUUUCUGGGUUCCAGAAGAAAUUGAAGCAAAUCUCCGCUGAAAUAAAAGAACGGAAUGCAAAACUUGAAAUACCUUACCCUUAUCUGCUGCCGGAGCGCAUUCCUAACAGCAUCGCCAUCUGAAAAUGUCUUUCCAUAAAGAAAUCAGUAUGAAUAAUGGAAAUUCUGUAGAGCGCAUAUCAAGAAUUCUGUGAGUUAUUUUCCUUGGCAGUUGGGUUUUUUGACUACCUUGUAUAGCCCCAGUCGAUGUGUGUGAUGUAAGAUAAGACCUGGGGGAUUUGUGGAAUAG
This is a messenger RNA of Porites lobata, 12080 nucleotides long. Lineage: Eukaryota; Metazoa; Cnidaria; Anthozoa; Scleractinia; Poritidae. The record is from the annotation of a GenBank genome assembly.